AUGGGCCGCCCUAAGAUAUAUGCCACCCUCGAGGAGAAAAAGGACGCACAGCGUCGAUGGAAUUCAAGCUACUAUGAGAAAAAUCGCCAGAAUAUCAAUAUGAAGGCCAGAGUGAAGCGUGACGCUGGGCGCAUCAGUUCACAUGGUCCCAACAAAGGUGCCGCCGGAAUCAAACGCAACAAGCGAGUGUACAAGUCUGGUCGUGGUCUACCUACCCAGGACUUGAAUGCACUCGAGGAGCCUGUUGCUAGUCAUGAGCAGCUCAGCAUCUGCGACAGGCGCUCCAUGUCCGACGCGUUGUAUGAGCAGGAGUUAAUGCAUCAAAGACCACAGCAUAUGCAUUUUCACUCUGAAGAAUAUUCCACCGCGCAUGCGAAUGAAGGUCCUCCACAUCCACCGACAGCCACCACUCAGGCCAACUUUCCUCGCUCCCCACCGGCAUCGCCCUGCGUCACCCGUCGUCCCAGCGCCAUCAUGAUGACCAGUCCUCUUUGGCCAUCUAGCCCAAGCCCUAGCCCAGUCAGGCCUUCCAACACUUAUCCGGCUUCAGACGUGUACACGCGGGCAAGCCCCACGCCGACGUCGACUCGGAACCUAAUCAAUAAGUCCAACCUUAGCCCCACAAUGGAACCCUCUGUCCUAUCUAGCCCCGGUGAGAUCAGCAGUCGGCUUCUUGCGCUCUUCGGCGGCGAUAUCAGAGGCCGCUUAGAUGAACUAAGCCUCGCGUUCAUUAACUCACGAUCUGACGCCAGAAGAAAUCGUCUCCGGGACGAGACGUCUGACUUCCAUUCAGGGGUAGACAUUAUAAUGGAUUCGGCGCGCGAAACUAGGUCUCAGGCCGCUUCGAUGGCCGAGAGCACUGGUAUCCAAACUCAAAUCUAUAGAUUAGUUGAGGUUGUCCGAGCCAUCACAGAGAUAUAUGGUAUCAUGUCUUUCGAGGGAGCACUCGGCCUCGCAGACAUGCGCGAUCGAGCCAGCUGUAUCUACAAUAAAACCAUCUUGGCAUUGACAUCCUAUUCUCUGUCUGUUGACGACUUCCACCCAAUUUUAUGUAUCGUCCAUCAGUGUGGAUGCAGCCGAGUGUAUCCAGCGAAAUUCGGCACACAAGAUCAGAGCAUAAUUCGAAGCCACUCCGCAGGCGCCCCAGCUCGCCUGGUCCUCACUCACAUUAUGCAGUCCCACACACGUCUCAUGGAGCCUUUGGAGCUCUCUGCGGACUCGCCUUGGCACACCUCCGAGCCGACCGUCGAAGAUCUCACUGCCAUGCCGCAAAAAGAUCGCGAACGGUUGAAGCUGCGUCUUCGACUAGAUACAUAUUCCGCGACAAGGUCAAAUUUAAUUGCGCGCCGCGAAGGCCGGGAUGCGACACGUCGUCACGGCAAUCCCUUGCAUCCCGUUGUAUACGUCGGCGAGCAAGUUUCUUUGAUCGCGUCGUACGUCGACGACCCUGACGACGUGCUCGGUAAUGACUUCGCGAUAUGGUCCGUUGACGGCUGCAAGGAUGCCAUUGACUUCGUCAACGACCUCGCACUGAGGUACAUCAACAGGACUCCUCAGGGCUGGGGACUCAGGCUGAUUAGUGAGUUCGAUGGGUCGAAAACCAACGAAGAGACACCGGAUGGCGAUCUUUCCAUUGUCACGGAGAGGUCGGUGUACCUCUUGACUCUGCAUGAAGCGAUUCAUCGUGUACAAGACUCCCUUCGUCAGCUUGUCGGCAGCAACUGUAAGCUCUAUCGACGCUGCGACGCGGUUGGUCGCACGUUGACGAGGCACAUUGCUAUUGCAGAGGACGUUGCCGCACGAUUACGGCGCGGCCCUGUUGAGAUGUAUGAAGUCUGGGAGCGCAAGCUUUUCCUUUGGCAGGAUGAACCCCUGUAG
This is a messenger RNA of Coniophora puteana RWD-64-598 SS2, 1878 nucleotides long. RefSeq lists its product as uncharacterized. Lineage: Eukaryota; Fungi; Basidiomycota; Agaricomycetes; Boletales; Coniophoraceae. Bases 1 to 1878 code for a protein of 625 amino acids. The record is from RefSeq and is a predicted model, not a curated record. The transcript has 10 exons.